UUUCAUGCUUACGUGACCAAAGUGUAACCGCACAAAGAUCUGAAGCAGUUUUCAUCCUGCUAACGUAUUGCUAAUAUCUGACGUUGUACUAUUCUAUGUACGGAGCCUGUACCGUAUGCAAUCUGAAAUAGGCUAAGUAAGUUGGAAACGCUGAUGCGUGAUGCGGAUCCUGAACGUGGCGGAGAAGAACGAUGCAGCCAAGAGCAUUGCCAGCAUCUUGUCCAAGGGUGGCAGCACCCGCCGCGAAGGCUACUCCAAAUUUAACAAGGUGUACGAGUUCCGAUAUGACGUAUUUGGGCAGCCGUGUCAGAUGGUGAUGACGUCGGUCAGCGGACACCUGUUGAGCCUGGACUUCCCCGCGCCCUACUCCAGCUGGCAGAAUAUCGACAUUCUGCAGCUCUUCGACGCGCCUGUCCGCUCCGUCUGUCCCGACAACUCCCUGAGUAUCAAACGCACGCUGGAGCGCGAAGCCCGUGCCAGUCACAAGCUGAUCCUAUGGACGGACUGCGAUCGCGAAGGGGAAAACAUUGGCUUCGAAGUUAUUAGUGUCUGCCUUCGGGGUCAAUCGGCAUUUGGAUGUGUGGCGUGCGCGCUUUUCGGAAAUCACCAGCCACGCCUGCACGCAGGCCAUGCGUAACCUGCAGCGUCCGGAUGAGCGCAUCUCGCGGGCGGUGGAGUGCCGCAGCGAGCUGGACCUGCGCAUCGGAGCGGCGUUCACGCGCAUCCUGACCAUGCGCUUCCGCGAGCGCUUCGGCGCCUUCCUCGGCGCGAAGAAGCUGCUCAGCUACGGCAGCUGCCAGUUCCCCACGCUCGGCUUCGUCGUCGAGCGCUACAGAGAGAUUCAGCGCUUCAUUCGCGAGGACUUCUGGCGCCUCUGCGUCCUGCACACCUUCACCUCGCCGGAGCCGCUGCCGGUGGAGUUCCUCUGGCAGCGUGUCCGCCUCUUCGACGAGCCAGCCUGUCAGGUGCUGCUGGACAUGUGCCGGGCCUCGCCGCGGGCCCGGGUGGUCAACGUGACGCAGACGCCGCGCAGCAAGUGGCGGCCGCUGCCCCUGGACACGGUACAGCUGGAGAAGCUGGCCUCGCGGCUCCUCAAGAUCACCGCCAAGCAGACGAUGAAGAUCGCGGAGAAGCUGUACAGUCAGGGCUUGAUCAGUUACCCGCGCACCGAGACCACCGUCUUUCCCACCCACUUCCACCUCCCGGGGCUGCUGCAGGUCCAGGCCGGGGAUGCGCGUUGGGGCGCCUUCGCCCAACGGGUCCUCCACCAGGGUCCCAAUCCGCGCCGCGGUACCAAAUCCGACCAGGCGCAUCCGCCCAUCCACCCCAUCAAGCACGCUACCACCCUCCAAGGGAAUGAGUGGCGUAUUUACGAGCUUAUCACGCGGCCCUUCCUGGCAACCUGCUCGGAGGACGCCAAAGGUCAAGAGACCAGCAUUCACAUUGACAUUGCCGGGGAGCGCUUCCACGCCGAGGGCCUGGUAGUCACCGAGCGCGGCUACCUGGAGGUGUACCCCUACGACAAGUGGGAGUCCAAGCAGCUGCCAGUGCUACCCGUGGGCCACACCUUCCUGCCCGCCAGCAUCGAGAUGCUCAGCGGACAGACCGCGGCGCCGGCGCUGCUCAGCGAAGCCGACCUCAUCGCGCUGAUGGACAAGCACGGCAUCGGCACGGACGCCACGCACGCCGAGCAUAUCGAGACCAUCCAGGAGCGCCUCUACGCCGGGAUGACGCCCGAACGCCGCUUCAUGCCGGGCCGCGUCGGAAUGGGGUUGGUGGAGGGCUUCGACGCCAUCAACCACAGCAUGUCCCGGCCGCAUCUGCGCGCGCAGCUAGAGGCCUCCCUCAAGGACAUCUGCGAUGGCCGCCGCAGCAAAGAAGCGGUCCUGCAGGAGCAGACCGACAACUACCGCGCCGUCUUCCUGCAGGUGCGCCGAGCCCUCGACACCAUCAGUCAGGCGCUGGGCCGCUGCACGCAGCUCUAGUCGUGCUCGAACCGGCGUCCAAUGUGCCACCUUGUACAGGAAUGGUAUUUCCCUGAUUUUCACAGAAGUGAAAUAUUCUUUACAUUUAAGUUUUUUCGGCGUUAUUUGUUGAUCUCUUUUGGGCGGAAGCAUUAUCUGUAUAAGUAUACUGAUUGAUUUGCUCAUAAUGUUGCGUAAAAGCACAUUUUCUGGCAGUUGUGCACUCUGAGAUACUUUAAGUACCAGCGCGCAAAAGGCUUUCACGCCUAGUACAUAUACAAAUCUUUUGGCUGCAGUAUAUCAUAAAGCAAUGCCAGAAAAGGUGUUUGGGAGUGCGCGACAGCGAACGUUCCCGUGGAUGUACACGAAUUUGGUCCUAACUCCUGAGUACCCUUAAGGGAAGUCCCGGUAUACUAUAUAUGGUACCAAGUACGUAUGGUACCAUGUACUAAAACGUUCGCUUUUGCGCACUACCAAACACUUUUUUGCAUAGUUUCAGGGCAUUCUAUGAUCUGUAGCCAGGUGAUUUGUAUACAUCGGCGUGAAAACCCUUUGUGCGCGCAACUUCCGGUUCGGGAGUUAUGGCUGUAAGAAAGUUCCAAAUAGUUUAAAUGCAUU
Molecule: messenger RNA, 2582 nt
Organism: Paramacrobiotus metropolitanus
Lineage: Eukaryota; Metazoa; Tardigrada; Eutardigrada; Parachela; Macrobiotidae
Product: DNA topoisomerase 3-alpha-like
Exons: 5
Coding region: 630-1985 (451 amino acids)
Biological process (GO): DNA topological change
Cellular component (GO): nucleus
Molecular function (GO): DNA topoisomerase type I (single strand cut, ATP-independent) activity; DNA binding
Source: RefSeq, a predicted model, not a curated record